Messenger RNA from Prorocentrum cordatum, 813 nucleotides. The record is from the annotation of a GenBank genome assembly. Lineage: Eukaryota; Dinophyceae; Prorocentrales; Prorocentraceae.
UGCACACGUGCAUCUACAUAUGCACAAACGCGCAGGUUCAUAUUUUGCGUUAGCCAUCGUGGCCCCAAACAUUGAUCCGUAGCCUUUUUGGCUCAAGCUGUGUGUUGGCUCGAGCGGUAGCGGCGUCCCGCCCGCCUCGCGCUUCUCCUCCUCCCCCCUUCCCCUUCCACCAGCCAGCCCCCCCCGCAGCCCUCGCGGGUCCUGGCGCUCGCCCCGAUGGGCUCGUCAGAGUCCUCGCGGGCGCCGCGGCCACAUGGGGCCCAGGCCGAGGUGCGCAAAGAGGAGACCCUCACGGAGGAGACCCUGCGCUUCUGCGAGCGGCGGGGCAUCCGCUUCACGCACAAGGCCAUCUACGCCCACGCGCUGCCCGGCAUCGCCGGCAUCGAGCUGGGCCAGGCCAUCGCCGACAUCCUGACGGCGGGGCUCGCGGAGCUGCGGCGGGCGACCGCCGGCAACGCGUACCACUGGUUCUUCGUGGCCCGGGACGGCGCCUCCGAGAACUUCUUCGUCACCUACGCGCACGACCUCGGCUUCGCGUGCUCCCUCCAGUUCAGGCUGCAGGACGCGCUGAAGGCCGGCUGCCUGUCCGAGAGCGACGCCUGCAACGUCUGGAUGAAGCACCAGUGGAUCGAGGCCUCCCGGCCGCGCUCUGCGGCCGACAUGCAGGCGCUGAUGCGGCAGACGCCGUCCUGGGGCGACUGCUACCGGUGGGACUCGAACAACUGCCAGCACUACGCCUGGUACCUCUACAGGCCCGACUACGGCCCGGAGGAGUGCACCGUGUGAGCCACCGCAGGAGGAGGAGGAGGGAGG